AUGGCUCCCGCUAACCUGCCCUCGAUCUUCAAUGCCACUUCCCAGGACAUUGAGAUGCUGCUCGCAGCUCAAGCCCACCUGGGAAGCAAGAACCUUCAGGUUCACAUGGAGCCCUACCUGUGGAAGACCCGUGCCGACGGUGUCAACGUGAUCAACGUUGGCAAGACCUGGGAGAAGAUUGUCCUGGCCGCCCGCAUCAUCGCCGCCGUCGACAACCCUGCCGACAUUUGCGUCAUCUCUGCCCGUCCCUACGGCCAGCGCGCUGUCCUCAAGUUCGCCGCCCACACCGGCGCCGUCGCCAUCGCCGGUCGCUUCACCCCCGGUUCCUUCACCAACUACAUCACCCGCUCGUUCAAGGAGCCCCGCCUGAUUAUCGUCACCGACCCCCGUACCGAUGCCCAGGCCAUCAAGGAGGCUUCCUACGUCAACAUCCCCGUCAUCGCCCUUUGCGACACCGACUCUCCCACCGAGUACGUCGACGUUGCCAUCCCCACCAACAACAAGGGUCGUCACUCCAUCGGUCUCGUCUGGUGGAUGCUCGCCCGUGAGGUCCUCCGCCUCCGCGGCACCAUCUACAACCGCGAGACCCCCUGGGACACCAUGGUCGACCUGUACUUCUACCGCGACCCCGAGGCCGAGGCCGAGGAGAAGGUCGAGGAGGAGAAGCUCCCUGGCGUCGAGGAGGAGGGUGUUGCCGCCAUCGAGUCCGGCUUCCCCGCCACCGGUGACUGGGACGCCCAGGCUCCCGGCUUCACUGGUGCCCAGACCGGCACCAACUGGGACGGUGCUGGUGACGAGUGGGCCGCCGCUGGCGCCGCUCCCACUGGUGACUGGGCCGCUGCUGGCGAGGCUGCCGCUGCUGCCCCCAAGGAGUCUACGUGGUAG
This is a messenger RNA of Colletotrichum higginsianum IMI 349063, 885 nucleotides long. RefSeq names its product 40S ribosomal protein S0. Bases 1 to 885 code for a protein of 294 amino acids. NCBI's taxonomy places the organism in Eukaryota, Fungi, Ascomycota, Sordariomycetes, Glomerellales, Glomerellaceae. The transcript has 3 exons. Gene Ontology annotation, molecular function: structural constituent of ribosome. Gene Ontology annotation, cellular component: cytosolic small ribosomal subunit; ribosome; 90S preribosome. Gene Ontology annotation, biological process: cytoplasmic translation; ribosomal small subunit assembly. The record is from RefSeq and is a predicted model, not a curated record.